CCAAUCGGAAUUCUCAAAUUUAGCGACGGCAACACUGCAUAUCAAAACAAACCAGCGAAUUGCGGCUCCGGAUGAAGAAGAACAGGCGCUGUAAUUCAGCCGGAGAGAGGAUUUUGAAAAUAUUUUCAGCCGGAGGAGAGCGCCUGUCAGUGGCCCGUCACUGCAGAGGAAUGUAUGCUUCGGUUUAUUUGGCUAGAUGGCAGCGUCGUCCAUAGGAAUUUACUGGAAUAGAGACGCGACAUUUGAAGAGCUGGACAGAAAAACUCGGAUGUAUUUUUGUUAAUUGACUCGUAUGCAUAUAUAUUAGUCUGAGAAUGCUAGGAUGUUUAAAAAUGUGUUUGGGUCGGGAUUCCUCGUGAGGACAGCGCAUGUCAUUCUGACAUGGGUGAUAACGCUGAUACUCUUUUUGCACGAUACGGACCUGCGGAAGAAGGAGGAGAGUGGGGAUCUGUUCCAACCUGUGCUGUUUGUGCUGCUGGUCCUCGUGUCUGUCCUGCUGUAUUUCGCUGUUUCGCUGAUGGACCCGGGCUUCGUGCUCUCCGAAGACAGCGACGCCAAGUUCAGCUUCAAUGAGGAGCAACAUGGCAUGAUCAUUCCAUCGGCCAAGUCGCUACGGCAACGUCGCUGCAUCCACUGCAUGGUGCAGCAACCAAUGAGAGCCAAGCACUGCCAGACCUGCCAGCACUGUGUGCGGCGUUAUGACCACCACUGCCCCUGGAUUGAGAACUGCGUAGGGGAGAGGAAUCACCGUUGGUUUGUGCUGUACCUGGCUGUGCAGCUGCUGGUGUUGGUUUGGGGCCUGCACAUGGCCUGGUCAGGGUUCACCUACGCCCCCGGCUGGGAGCAGUGGCUGCGAGGUAAUUGCUUCCUGCUGGUGGCUUCGUCUGUGGUGGCCGUGUUCUCGGUGGUGGUGGUCCUGCUGUUGGGCUCGCACCUCUACUUGGUGUCCCUUAAUGCCACCACCUGGGAAUUCAUGUCACGCCACCGCAUCUCCUACCUCAAGCACUGUGGCACUGACGAGAACCCCUUCGACCGGGGCACGCUCCGCAACCUCUGGAGUUUCUUCUGCGUCUGGGGCCCCGUUGUCUGGGAGCAAGCGUACUUCGCCGAGGGCAGUGACCCUGUCUAGCCCAACCCACGGAGAGGACCCCGCCUCCCCAAGGUCAGGUGACCUUUACGAACUUUAUAAACAUUUACAGGAAGGAAAUUUUACAGUGAUUUAAAAAAAAAAACUGGCAAUGACUUUCUUAGCACUUUUUAAAUUUGCCUCCCCAAAUUCCUGAUUUGUAGCAAUGUAUUUUUAUGAAGGAUGUGUUUGACUUCUGUACUUUUUUAGCAAAUGUCUGGAAUUUAGUAGGAUCACUGCCUAAGUUUUAUUUUACUCUGACCUGUGAAACUCAACUUUCAAGGCUGAUCUUACAAAACCUGCUUUCACGUCAGUAUUGCUGGUCGAUGAUGGUUCUAACUGGGUUUUCAGUCCAUCCUCAUUGUUCUCAUUUCCUUUUGAGACUUAGCAUUCAUAAUGUGAAUGAUGUUCCUUCCUUCAGUUUUGCAUUACAUAUGUUCUGUACCUGCACACUGAUACUCUACAUCAGUGUUUCCCAACUCAGUCCUCAGGGACCCCCAGACACCCCUAUUGGGGGCUGGGAGAGAGCAAAACUGUCGACUGUCUGGGGGUCCCUGAGGACGGGGCUGGGAAACAUUGGUCUACACUUUCCAAGACCCCUGUACUUUCUUAAGACGUCUUGAGUGCCUUCCCUCCUACACAUCACAGGGUCACACAGUGGCCUAUUUAAAAGGCGCAUGACUGACAGCAUGAAAGCACUUAAACUGGUCAACAGGACCAAAAUUAAUAGACCAGUCAGUGACUGACUUCAUUAAUCAUGACCCUCCAUAAUGAGCAUUCGGACACCAGUAAUGAAAUGUAUGCACUGAAGCUUUUUUCAAGGUGUUUCCUUUUCUUGAAUUCCAGUCUACAUGCCCCUGUAGCCAUACUCCCAGCGUGCUGUGCAUUAAAUUGAUGGGAUGGGGGUGAUUUUCAUUUACAAGUCAAACAUUAGGCAAUAUGAUCAACACUCUAGUUUGUCUCAAUGAUUUCCCAUGAAACUCUUGCAGUGAUGAUUUUCUUCCUAUACGAGUAACAAGUUUUUAUAAUAAUGGUAUAUAAUUAAGCUAUAAUUUAAGAAGGAAAAUUGUUCAUGCAAUACGCCAUGUCAUGCAGUAUUUCCAAAUUUCCUUUUGUAAUAUCUUAAAACAGUAUUGUACUGAUUAAAAGGUGUUAAAGGUGUGAA
Molecule: messenger RNA, 2291 nt
Organism: Brienomyrus brachyistius
Lineage: Eukaryota; Metazoa; Chordata; Actinopteri; Osteoglossiformes; Mormyridae
Gene: zdhhc12b
Product: zinc finger DHHC-type palmitoyltransferase 12b
Exons: 5
Coding region: 323-1129 (268 amino acids)
Biological process (GO): peptidyl-L-cysteine S-palmitoylation; protein targeting to membrane
Cellular component (GO): endoplasmic reticulum; Golgi apparatus
Molecular function (GO): protein-cysteine S-palmitoyltransferase activity
Source: RefSeq, a predicted model, not a curated record